This is a messenger RNA of Rotaria socialis, 1056 nucleotides long. The record is from the annotation of a GenBank genome assembly. NCBI's taxonomy places the organism in Eukaryota, Metazoa, Rotifera, Eurotatoria, Philodinida, Philodinidae.
AUGUCAAUAAUUGUGCCUAAAGUUAAUACACGUCGCAACUUUUGCAACAUAUUUGUUUGUGUACUUGGCAUUUAUGUGAGCAGCGCCAAUAAAAAUAAUAUCGUUAAAGUGAAAUUUUGUCGAUUGAGUAUAGCUGUUCGAACUGGUCAUUACAAAGUAACAAUGAAAUUAAGUGAUAUACACAAAUAUUUCAAUGAUUUACAUUUCGGGACGGCUUUAUCAAUUGGAAACCCGUCGAUUUCCGUAGCAAUGCCAGUACGGUUGACACUAACUCGUUUUGCAUGCGAACAGACACUGUUAAAUACGUUGGGUAUUUAUGCAGAUUCAUCAGGUGGCGGCGCAAGUGCCUAUAUUAAUUGUCAAACAGCUGCAACUAGUUGUACAGGAUCUGCUUGGGCUGGUGAAAUCAAAAUGUCAUCGGGUGCGGUGACUAGAUCUCUACCUCUGAUUCGUGUCAUCGAAGGUCAAGUAGCUGUCAGUUCGGUUCCAUUACAAAUGCUAAUUUGUACAUAUCAACCGGCACCUGGAGCUUGCAGCACUAAACCUAAAAUUAUUGGCUCAGCUUCGCCAUUAGGUACUGUUUUCUCGAAUCAAUCCUUAUUUAGUAUUCAAGCGGCAAGUGCUGUCUAUCGCUCUAGUCGAAAUGGAUCUCCAGAAUCAGAUCCCAUUACAAAUACAAGCUAUUGGAAUUUUAAUAUUUGGGAUCCAUCAGUAACAAGUACUCAGACUACAACAACAGCUCCACCAACUACUGGUACAAUAACAACGCGAGUAAGCCCAGAACCUGUUCUUACAAAACAUGUGGAUUAUGUAACGCAGACCACGCCAACAACGACAGUUACUGAAAUGUAUAUUUGGCCACCAAAGCCAUUUGAAGAAUAUUGUAAACAACCUGUUGCAAUAACAUCUGCUGCAUGCAUGCUGGUGAUGAAUGUAAUAAACAUGAUAGGAAUGUUUACUUCUUUUUACAAAGCGUAUGAAUGCAAAAGUACGACAUCGACAGCAUUUGACUCGUAUGCAUCACUAGUGUUAAAAAUGACGCGUAUAAAAUGUUGA